AAUCUUACUAAAAAAAAAACAACGAAGUCUCAAGUCUUCUCUGCAAAUUUAGUCAUUUCUCAGUCUUCUUCUUACUUUCCAUUUCAGAUCUCUGUUUCUUCACAAAGUAUCAAUCUUUUUUACUCUAUGGCCGGAACUAAAGAUUCUCAUGUAGUGGAGAUUCCCGUAGAUGAAGAGCAUAAAGAGAGACAGCAACAACAGUUGGUAACGGUUUCGAAUCCUGGAAUGGGAAUACUCAAGGUGAUUCAGCAGCAUCCGUUGUCUGAGAUCUCAGAGAGUCCAGGGCAUUUGUUGCUUUUGAAGCUAUGGCAGAGAGAAGAAGAUUUGUUCUGUCGUCGUGUCAUUCUUAAGGAAUCAAGGCUAGAGUCGAUCAAAAGAGAGAUCUUUCAGCUCUGUUGUUUCUUUCUCGUAUUCCACGGGUUCUUCUUCACGCUGGUCUACUCUGCUUCUUGUUCUGAUGAUGAUGACGUGAUGAAAAGAAAUGCCGUUUGCAAGAAAUGGUGGAUACCUUCUGCAGUGUCACUAGCCACUUCGCUGGUUUUGGUGUUUCUUGUUCAGGCUAAGCUGUUUGUGUUCUGGAAAGUUUACAGAGGAGUUCAUAGGGAGAGGAACGAUAACAGAACUCUUACACGGUGUGUUUUGGAGCUGAGGAUGAAAGGGUCGAGCUUUGAUCUGUCCAAGGAGCCAAUGAGUGGGAAGAGGAUGAAGAGUUCGAGCGUUGAGAUCAAAUGGAAACCUGUUACUUGGUUCUCUCAGUAUUUGAUCACUAUUGUUCUUCUUUGCUUUUCAGGAUUGUUCUUCCCCGUCUCAAAGUUCAUCCUCUGCUGAAUUUGACAGAUCAGCCAAACUCUCAAAUGAUUGUUGUUUUUUUCGGAUUCUGCAUUCUUUAUUCAACCUCCAUCGUGGGGAUAAAGCUUUUGGUCCGAUCUUAGCAAAAGCUUGUCAAUGGCCUCUGUAUCAGCUUUGAGAGAGUUGCUGUCAAGACUUUGAGAAUAUCCCCUGGGUGAACAAUCUAUAACAUUUAGCAGUAAUACUCUUAACACAGAUAGAGAAUAUAUGUACCUCGGAAUCAGAAUUCUGAUCUUGAUUAUUAUUUUCAUUUCUUCGUUUACAAUAAAAGAACACAUUUUGUAAAUU
This is a messenger RNA of Capsella rubella, 1137 nucleotides long. RefSeq lists its product as uncharacterized. Bases 127 to 828 code for a protein of 233 amino acids. Lineage: Eukaryota; Viridiplantae; Streptophyta; Magnoliopsida; Brassicales; Brassicaceae. The record is from RefSeq and is a predicted model, not a curated record. The transcript has 2 exons.